Molecule: messenger RNA, 937 nt
Organism: Eurytemora carolleeae
Lineage: Eukaryota; Metazoa; Arthropoda; Copepoda; Calanoida; Temoridae
Exons: 3
Coding region: 392-796 (134 amino acids)
Source: RefSeq, a predicted model, not a curated record
AAAAUCUAUUUAAAAUGUUCUUUUUUCUAGUUUGUUUAUUUUGACAUGCUUGUCAGCGGCUGAAGCGAUAUUUUUUGGUCCUAUUGCUGUUGGUUUGGCCAGUGGUAUUCUUUCUUUAUUCGGCGGAAGACGAUAUGGUGCAUCAUUGGUCAGAUCCAGGAGUCACGGUCACCAUGGGACAUACCACAGUUAUCAACCCAGUCAUCACUACGACCAUCAUCAUUCAAGAUCAAACAAUUAUUAUACCAGACCACAACCGUACUACUACAGCUCUGAUAGAUAUCACCAUCACAGAGGGAAGCGUAGUAUUGUUGCAGAGUUCACUCAUGAACAAGUCCUUAGAAUAAAGAGAGAAACUGAAGUUUUUGAUCUUGAUAAAUGGACUGCCGAAAUGACCAGCAAGGAUCAGGACGAUUGCAGCAAAAAGUUAGUGUGUGAGCUGUCAGCCAAAUACAUAACUAAUAAGAAAAGUAUGACUGAUAACGAGAUUAUUAUCAGUGAAACCUUCAACAAGGAAAUUGAUGUUAAAUCUGGAGGGGUUCAGCUGACCCUGGCGGCCCAAGUUGGAAUCAAGCAGGGACAGAAAAUGUGCAAGGAAUAUUAUGAAAGAUGUGGAACUAGCGUGGAGGAUAUUAUUGCUAUGGUUGAUGUUGAGAUGGAAGACUUAAACAGAAUUGAAAAGGAACUUAAAGGAUUAACAGAAGAGGAAAUUGAAGCGGAUAUGGAGAGAGAAAAGGAAGAACUCAAAAAGGUUUUAGUUGAUGCUGGAGUAGACCUGGAGAAGAUUUGGGACUAAACCUACCCCUGCAGAAGGUUGAGACCUAAACCUAACCCUGAGAAAGGGUUUGGAGAGAGCAGAAAUCUCAAAUUUUAUUAUAUGUAUAUUGUUGAAAAUAAUUAUGAUAAAUUGUUAAAUAUAUAAAAUAAGAUUUGUUUC